AUGAGUGAAGUUAAACGAGGCAUGCUUAAAUAUUAUCAUCGAGGUUUAUUAAGUAAAAAAUGGAAAGAAUAUAAAUUUAUACUUUAUGAUUCAAGUUUACUCACAUGGUAUUCGGAUAUUAAACAUAAAAAACCUGAUGGAAUGAUUUUACUUAAAGAUGUCGAACGAUAUAUUUGUGUUGGUCCAUAUACAAGAUUUUUACCUGAUUUUCCUCAUCUUGAUAACAUAUAUGAUGAAGUAGCACUUAUUGCUUUUCCAGCGUCUGUAAAAGAUCGUGAUCGCGACAUCGUAUGGCUUUUAUGUGAAGAUCUAGAUGAUUUAAAUUCAUGGAUGAGAGCUAUUGUUCAAACAUUACCAUCACGUAAAUUACAUAUGGAAAAAUUGACUAAGGUUGGUUCGUCAACGGUUGAUGAAAAUAGUGAAACAAUUACAGAAAUUAAUCCAUCUGAUAAUGAUAGUUCAGAACCAUUAAUACUUAAAACAGAAACAGUUCAACUUCCGUUAGCAGCAGGUCUUAUUGGAACUCAUCUACAACGUCAAGCAAUGGAUUCGAAAAAAAAUCCAUUACAAAAAGCUGGUUAUGAUUAUGGUGAUACUGAAUGGGGAACUGGUGAAGGUUGGAGUUAUUCGUCACCGUCAACUGUUCCUGGAUUUGCAGCAAUUGGUGGUAGUGGUUGUUAUGCAAAUCACAUAGACUUAAUUCGUACUGAAGAAGAUGAACAACAGUGUGAAGAUCGAGUCGGUGAAACAGUUGAUGAUGAUGAAGCUGUUAAAGGAGCUACUUAUGAAUUAUCAAAGAACCAAAUAGAUGAUCAAGAAGAAGAAAUACCAAACUAUCGUAACAACAACGAUGAUAUUGAAGAAAAUUAUGAUAAUGAUAAUGCAGAUCUUUUAGAUAUUGAAAAAGACUUUAAAAUGAUUGAUAGUGACAUUGACAAAUAA
Messenger RNA from Rotaria sp. Silwood1, 942 nucleotides. Lineage: Eukaryota; Metazoa; Rotifera; Eurotatoria; Philodinida; Philodinidae. The record is from the annotation of a GenBank genome assembly.